Messenger RNA from Dendronephthya gigantea, 1730 nucleotides. RefSeq names its product RING finger protein 219-like. The coding region runs from base 34 to 1527 and encodes 497 amino acids. The record is from RefSeq and is a predicted model, not a curated record. NCBI's taxonomy places the organism in Eukaryota, Metazoa, Cnidaria, Anthozoa, Malacalcyonacea, Nephtheidae. Gene Ontology annotation, biological process: regulation of DNA replication; protein monoubiquitination. Gene Ontology annotation, molecular function: ubiquitin-protein transferase activity; metal ion binding. The transcript is spliced from 6 exons.
CGACAGUAUAAGAAAGGUCGUGAAAUAAAUUGAAUGGUGUUAUUAAACCGUGUUUUGUUAGAAAACUAUUUAUGUAAUCAACUAUUUUGUGGUGUUAUGACUACCUUAUCGCUAACAUUGCCAAUAUCAUGUCAAAUUUGUCUUGGAAAAGUGAAAGAUCCAGUCAUUUGCUCAAACAAUCAUGCAUUUUGUACUGUGUGUCUUGAUGUAUGGCUACAAACUAAUCGCUGCUGCCCUACAUGUAGAGUAGAUAUCACUGAAGAUCAACCAUAUAGGAAAGUAAUAGGAAGUAAUGAGAGUAAUGAAACUUUGAACUUUCAAACGAGAAUGCAACUGCGAAAAACCAGAUUGGAGUUAGUCGGAAAAGAAUAUGAGUCCGAGGUUGAAAACCUAAGUCGUCAGUUGAAUGUUAUGACCCAAGAAAACAACAAACUAAAAGAAGAAUUAAAGGAGAAGGAGCAAACGACAUCAUCAACAGCAAGAGAAAAAUCUCCCCUGUUUUCUAAUAAUAUCGAAGCUCUGUCCAGCUUAACGAAAAAACUUCAGGAGAUUAGUACAACCUACGACGAUGUUCGUAGAGAUAUGACUAAACUACAACAGGAAAAAGAGCAACUAAUGCGAGAAAACGACGAUCUAAAAAAUGAAGUGACUAAACUCAAAGAAGAUUCCAUGUUUACAAAAUCACCCAAGAGGUAUGAGAAAUUUACAAUUACUGGUUUAAGAGCAAAAGUGGAGCAAUACGAAAAAGAAAAUCAACAGUUAAAGAAAGCUUUGGAAAAUAGUGACAAAUAUGUGGAGAAAUUGCAGCAAGAAUUAAGAAUGUUGAAAGAAGACAGUGCCAAGACAGCAACAGAAUGUAUGAUCAAUGCACAACAUGAUACCGAGGUUUGUGAUGUCAGAAAUGAUGUUGAGAAACAACUUUCACUUCCUGAUCAGUUUGAAGUAACUGUUGAGAAUAUCGCUCCUUUAAAUCAUGCAAAUUCCUCCAAGUUUCAAAGCAACACGGUAACAGCAGUCGUAAGUGUACCAACGACGAGCCGUCUGAAUGAUACGACUGUUACACAACGGCAGCAAUGUCACUCACCACAAAAUAAUUCGGUGACUCCAACAGCAUCCAAAGGUGAAUGUUCACGUGAUUUGUUUCCAGCAACAAAGAUAUUAUUAGCGUUGAAAAAAAUCCACGAGACAAGAAGUUCACCUCCACAGGCCCUUCAUGUUUCAUCAGUUCCAGCCAUCGAUCUUCCUUGGUCUUCAUAUAUGAAUUUCGAUUCUUCAAACGAAGUGGGUGAAGAAAACUCCCUUUCUUUAAAUGCUACAUCUUCUCAGGAAUCAUCUGAACCAUUUUCCUUUAUGGAGGAAGGAAAUGAAACGAGUGCUUCCAAUAACAUCAUCCUAACAGCAGCGGGACCAUGUGCAGUUCCUUCAUCGGAACAAACAAACCCAGAGCACUCCUGUAUUUCACCAAAAAGAAAUCUCUCUGUAGAACCUUGUUUGCUCACAAAAAAAAUUAAAAUAGAAAAAGACUGAUUAUGAAAAAAUAAAAACAACUUAAACUGUAUUGGGAAUGUACUGGCAACUUAAGGGAUCUUCAACUGAGAGUUAUGAGUAGUUAUCAUUUAGUACAUCCCAGGAUCAACUAGUGUUUAAAUAUAUGCUCCAAUGCCGGUUAUAUUGAAUUGCAGCCUUCCAUAGACUCCAUAGACUAUUCACAUAAUGACGUCGGAUUUCAC